AUGUUUACUACAGAGUGCUGCCAGCAUUAUGUUUACAAUUGGGUCUCUUGGAAACACUAGGGACGAGAGAACAAAGCCUUUGAAUUGGACACAGCCGCAUCGAGUAGGGCAGAAAUCCCCAAACUUGUCGAGAAUGAAUAAGGCAGAGGUUGUGAUUCUGAAUAUUGGGGGGGUGAAGUACUCCACCUCUGCUGGCACCCUCAAGCGGUACCAAGACUCCAAGUUAGCACGCGCGUUGGAAGGAGGUGAUCCUGACUUCCGAAUAGCCAAUGGGCAGAUUUUCGUUGACAGGGAUGGCAGUCUAUUUCGGUACAUUCUGGACUUCUUGAGGACUCGCCAGCUCGACCUUCCUUCUGCUUUCUCCGAUUACGACAGGCUGGCGAGGGAGGCAGAAUUCUACAACUUGCCUUUCUUGGUUGAACUUCUCAACCAGGAUCGGCUGAAGCAAAGGCUCGAGAUCCUGGAAGUGAGAUACUCCCUGCAGGAAACUUACUCCUUCUUCAGAGUAUUCUGUUCCUGUAACAGCACCAUUGAAACAUUAGCCGGACGUAUUAUGGUGUUUGCAGAGCAGCCUGGCCAGAGCUGGGAUCAUUCCUCAGUUCAGAGACCCUUGGUUCCGAUUCCACUACAGAGACCUUCUCACCACGAUCUCGUCUUUCAAUGUGGAACUGAUUAUUCAGCUGGAGACGAGUUCUCAACAAGGUAUGUGUCCAUUCGACCAGAUGAAAGAAAACUUAUCAAUGGCUCGAAUGUCCUGGGAUUACUCAUAGACACUUUACUGAGAGAAGGAUUUUGUCUUAUAAGCACCAGGACAGUCUCUCCCACUGAGAAGAUUGAAUGUUACACAUUCGAACGAAACAGGAGAACUGAGCAUCUCAGCACAUCCAAUGGGCAGGGAGAAGCAAGUACCAAUGUAGUACAUUUUCAAGCAAAAAAAUCACAGUUCAGAAGGAGGUAACACAAUUAGGAACUAUUAAUGAGUUGGAAAACAAGAUUGCAACAG
This is a messenger RNA of Pristis pectinata (smalltooth sawfish), 1003 nucleotides long. RefSeq names its product putative potassium channel regulatory protein. The transcript has 2 exons. Lineage: Eukaryota; Metazoa; Chordata; Chondrichthyes; Rhinopristiformes; Pristidae. Gene Ontology annotation, molecular function: protein binding. Gene Ontology annotation, cellular component: endoplasmic reticulum. The record is from RefSeq and is a predicted model, not a curated record. Gene Ontology annotation, biological process: protein homooligomerization; negative regulation of delayed rectifier potassium channel activity. The coding region runs from base 29 to 958 and encodes 309 amino acids.